UUUUCGCCCUGCUGGUUUGAUUGUAUUGGCUGGGUGAUGGUUUGCUUACUUGGAGCAGGGCUGAGUUUGGAGCGGGUUCUGUGAAAUGUGUAACCAUGAUGUUGCCCGGGUAAUCAGCGGAGGACGUUAGGAGACAGAGACACUACAACCAGCUGAAGGCAAGUGAAGCAGGCAGGACAGCCACACCUCAUGCGUGGGCUCGGCAAAGGUCCGAGUUGAUACGGGUCUGACAAACAUGGGGGUGCUCCAGCUCCACAAUCCCACUCACCCCAGCACGCUUCUGCAGCGGGCCAAUCAGAUGCGUCUGACCGGCACCUUGUGUGAUGUCAUCAUCACGGUGGACGGCCAGGAGUUCCCGGCACACCGCACCGUCCUGGCCUGCACCAGCAAAAUGUUCGAGAUCUUGUUCCACCGCAGCAGCUUACGCUACGCCCUGGACUUCUUGUCCCCCAAGACCUUCCAGCAGAUCCUGGAGUACGCCUACACCGCCUCGCUCCAGGCCACAGCUGAGGACCUGGAUGACCUGCUGUACGCCGCUGAGAUCCUGGAGAUAGAGUACCUGGAGGAGCAGUGCCUGAAGGUGCUUGAGACCAUCCAGGCGGAGGAGACGGAGGAGGUGGCGGUGAGGACUCACAGCUCCGGAGACCACAGUGACCACAGCCGGGCCAGGCACUGGAGGCACAUGUUGAUGUCCAAGAAGCAUUCCAUACAGGAUGGACCCAACCGCAUCACUCCCACUGCUCUGCACCACCUGGCGCUGUACCACAUGAGGGACGGGAGCUCUCCUGGCCUUGAGCCCGACGCGGCUCCUAAUCUGUGCCCCAAGCUGGACACGGAUGUCGACAUGGAGAGUGCCCAGCAGCCUCAGCACCGCAGUGCAGACUUAUCCCAACCCUCAUCCCUGGAUCCUGGCAGAAGUAUAAAAUCCGAGAGCAUGCAGGUGGAGGAUGCCAACGGCUGCGAGGGCAGGUCCUCCAGCACUGGGGAGGGAAGCUGCGUGUCCGACCAGCCCAGAGACGAGGGCCCGGGGACGCCCCUGAGAGGCAGCGUGAUCACCAGCGCUCGAGAGCUGCACUCAAGCCCCGAAGACGGAGGACAAGUGGUUGGCAACACCCUGGACUGUUUCCCCGGGAUCUCUGAGAAACAUCUGGCCUCCAUAUACUCUGUGCCCUCCAACCACACAGGGGAGGGGAUGCUGCCAGUGUCCGUUUCAGUGGCCCCGGCCCUGGGCGUGCCGCUGGACCCGAGGGCCUACAGCGGCCUCCUGCACCAAGGCUUGCUGCACAGGGAGCUCCUCAGCCGGCUGGGCCAGUUUGCAGCCGGGAUGAGGCACGAGGGCCAGGCUCAUGGCCAGCAGUGUUGUGGGGAGUGUGGGCUCCAGCUGCACAGCAGGCAGGCCAUGGAGCAGCACAGGAGGCUGCAUAACGAGGAGAAAGGCCACGGCUGUGAAUACUGUGGCAAACACUUCCAGGACAGCAUGCGGCUAAGGAUGCACAUGCUGUCUCACACAGCUCCUGCAGAGGCGCUGGUGUGUGAUCAGUGCGGAGCAACAUUUUCCUCAGAGGAUGCUCUGGAAGCCCACAGGCAAACACACACAGGGACUGACAUGGCGGUGUUCUGUCUGCUGUGUGCAAAGCGCUUCCAGACCCAGAAGGCCCUGCAGCAGCACAUGGAGGUCCAUGCAGGCAUGCACAGCUACAUCUGCAGCCACUGUGAGCGCCCCUUCCCCAGCCACACUACCCUCAAAAGACACUUGCGCUCGCACACGGGCGAUCACCCGUUUGAGUGUGAAUUCUGCGGGAGCUGUUUCAGAGACGACGGCACGCUGAGGGGCCAUAAACGCAUCCACACAGGGGAGAAGCCUUAUGAGUGCAACGGCUGUGGGAAGAGGUUCAGCCUCAAACACCAGCUAGAAACACACUACCGUGUACAUACAGGUGAGAAGCCAUUCGAGUGUAAGCUGUGUCACCAACGGUCCAGAGACUACUCGGCUAUGAUCAAGCACCUGCGCACUCACAACGGAGCGUCUCCGUACCAGUGCACCAUCUGCCAGGACUUCUGCCCGAGCCUGGCCGCCAUGCAGAAGCACAUGAAGGGCCACAAACCGGAGGACGUGCCGGCCGACUGGAGGAUAGAAAAGACUUACCUGUACGUCUGUUACGUCUGAGCAGGACUUGGACCGCGCGCACACACGCUGUCACUGUUGGGUGAAAACCUCGUAACUCCAGUGUUGCUGUUUUUUUUAAUGCUGAAAAAUUACAUGUCUCUCUGUGUGUUUAAAAAAAAAAAAAAAGAAGAAAAUUCGGACUCUUUUUGGAUAAACUGAAAAAUGCAUUGUGGGAAGUUGUCAUUCUGGGAGAUGCAAGGUUUUUACCUGACGACAGAGACAUGCAAGCACGAAUACAAAUGUGUGGACACACUAGGGCUGCAACUAAUGAUUAGUUUCAUUAUCAAUUAGAUUCUUAUUGAUACACAUGUUUGAUGAUUAUUAUUUUUACUACUAAGUGAUAAAUCGUUAAAGUAGUCACAUUUUGGUGACAAGGUGACAUUUCAAAUAACUAGUUCUGUCCGCCCGACGUCCAGUCUAAAGAGAACCAGUUUACAAUGAAAAGCAGCAAAUUCUCACAUGUUGAGAGGCAGAAAAACGGAAUAUUUUUUGCAUUUUUCUUUUCCCCUGAAAAAUGUCUGAAAAUGGUUGACAAUGAGUUUUUGACGACUUCUUGUUUCGGCCCUAGUGCACACAAAUAUACACAGACACACACUCUCCCUCCCCCCCUCACACACACACACACACUUUUGAUAAUAACUUCAUGUCUAAUGGAUCCACUGUGGUUAAAAUCUAAGCCUCAAUGGCUUCGACUGCUGACCUGUGUGUGUGUGUAGCAGGAGCUUUUUGAUUGAUGAGUCAUCCUCUAUGAUUGUGCAGUAGACAAAAUAAUUCCACGAAGGCACGAUUGGCUGAACGUUGCAACAUUUUCCCUCCUUAAAUUCCUGUGACAUCUCACUUUUAUUUUUCUGCUGUUGCUGUUUUAUUUUGGACUUGUUCAUUUGCUGCAUGUUUUACUUGAAUGGCCGCCACGUUUUGACCUCAUAAGCUUGAUUUCUUUAAUUGCCUUGUCUUUCUUGCGGUGAGUGUUAUUGUUUCAAGGUAGCUGGCUUACAAUUUGAGUUCCUCUUGCAAUGUAGUAGGUUUUGCUAUUUAUGUGUUGUUUAUUUGUUACCAAAUAUGUGCUGGUUCUCAUCACACACUCGGUGUCUCUUGGGAUGAUUUCUAGUAGAGCAAGCUCUACCUCUCCUCACUUCUAAACCCACUGCGAGUUGUUCAGUCAUCCGUAGUUUGAAUUUUCUAACAAAUACUUCAAAAUUUAGAUGGACAAGCAGUGUGUAAAAAAAAAAACAGCCUCAACAUGGCUUUUAUGUGUAGUUUUUUUUAUCAUUAACUAUAUAUGUCUUAUAAAAAUCACAGAAUCUGAAUUUUCUAGGAGAAAAUUGAAGAAAACAUGAAAAGUAGUUGUUUUUUACAAAACCUGAAAAGAAAAUUCUGACUUUGAAACGCUAUGGGCAGGUUAUUGUCAGUUGUAGUGUAGCUGUAAUGUACAAACUGUCAUGGUAUGUUAUUCCCUUCUGUGAGCCUAACACAGGCCUUAUAGAUUUAAACAUGUUGUAUUUUUGUAUUACAGUAAUUUGCUAUCUGUUUACAUUUGGUAUAAUUUGAGAAACAUCUUAAUGUGUGUUUUAUAAGUCUCUGAUUUGAUUAAGAUCCCUUCCUUGUGCCUCUUUUAUAAGUAGAGCAUCGAUGUGCUUGAGUACAUGGGUCUGUGCUAUUGGUAGUUGUUUCUGGGUGUUUGUUUAUUGUUACUUAAUUAAAGAUAGACUGCCAUGUAGAUCCACUUUGUCUGAACAUUGCAACUGGAAGCAACAUACUGUGAUAGUGGCUGAUACUCUGAGACAAGCGUGACUUUUUUCAUCACAAUUGCUUGGAACUUGCAUCAAAUUGUUCCCUUCAAAGUGACAAUGGACUGAGAUCUUUGGAUGAAAAACAGUGUGUAUAGCAAAUCUUGGCGUCUGUGGGCAUUACCAAUGCCUUCUUAAGUAGCCAACAACACUCAGUGCCAUGAAAACACACAUUCACUGUAUCUAUUCUACAUGAACAUGCACUAUAAAUGGAUUUCCUUAGUGGACCAAAAGAAACGGAGCACUUUUGUUUGAAAAGGGUUUUUUCUUUGAUCUUUCUAUGUUGUAAUAAUGCAAAUGUCCUUUUAUUUGAUGUGUCCUAGAAGGAUGUGAUUAGCAUUGUUUAGAUUAUGUCAAUGUCUGUCUACCUCAGGGCCAGAUCAAAGCUCGAACCUGGUAUCCAAUCAGGGUUGUUCUUCUUGCCAUGUGUGCAGUAAAAUCCCUCUUCAUUACAGCUUUGUAACACAGUGUGUGAAAGUGUUUUCUCAGUGUGGAUUCAGGCACAACUCUGUAUGCGUCAGUGUUCAGUGGCAUGGUUAAAAAAAGAAUAAAACAAUUUACUAUUUUA
Molecule: messenger RNA, 4522 nt
Organism: Etheostoma spectabile (orangethroat darter)
Lineage: Eukaryota; Metazoa; Chordata; Actinopteri; Perciformes; Percidae
Gene: zbtb16b
Product: zinc finger and BTB domain containing 16b
Exons: 7
Coding region: 236-2167 (643 amino acids)
Biological process (GO): regulation of transcription by RNA polymerase II
Cellular component (GO): nucleus
Molecular function (GO): protein binding; DNA-binding transcription factor activity, RNA polymerase II-specific
Source: RefSeq, a predicted model, not a curated record